This is a messenger RNA of Colletotrichum fioriniae, 885 nucleotides long. RefSeq lists its product as uncharacterized. The record is from RefSeq and is a predicted model, not a curated record. Gene Ontology annotation, molecular function: oxidoreductase activity. NCBI's taxonomy places the organism in Eukaryota, Fungi, Ascomycota, Sordariomycetes, Glomerellales, Glomerellaceae.
AUGGCUGAUAACAAGGAAGACCUCGCCGCCUUGGGAGCUGGCAACCUCUUUGGUGUCAAAGGCAUGGUUGCUGUCAUCACUGGUGGUGGCUCAGGAAUCGGUCUCAUGAUGGCGAAGGCCUUGGCAGCCAAUGGUGCCGAAAAAGUCUACAUCCUCGGUCGGCGCAAAGAGGUCCUGGAAGAAGCCGCGGCAUCUGUGGGACCCAGACUCAUCCCUCUGGUCUGCGAUGUUAGUGACAAGAACAGCCUCAAGGAAGCAACCGCCGCCAUUGAGAAGGAAGCCGGCUUUGUCAACCUUCUUGCCUGCAAUGCUGGUGUCGGAGGACCCCAGGUCAAGGCCCCGACUCCCGAGAUGACGGCUGAAGAAUGGGCCGAGCAGCACCUUGCCCAUGACACCGCUGACUACACACGAGUCUUUGAUAUCAACGUCACCUCUGUGUGGUACACCGCCAUGGCUUUUGUGAAGCUGCUUGACCUUGGUAACAAGAAGGGAAACCUAUCACAAAGCUCCCAGGUCGUCUCGACGAGUUCCAUUGCCGCUUUCAACAAGAUCGCUCCCGGUGGCUGGGCGUACGGCCAGUCCAAGGCAGCUGCGACAUUGGUUAUCAAGCAAUUGUCAAGUAACCUGCCCCGUUGGAACAUCAGAGCCAACUGUAUUGCUCCUGGCCUGUUUCCGAGCGAAAUGUCGGCUCCCAUUGCCAAGCUUUACGCCGAGGAUGGUAGUGUCCCCAAAGAAAUGGUGCCUCUUCAAAGAAUGGGCGAUUCGCAAGACAUGGCAGGCGUCAUGUUGUACCUUGCCUCGAGAGCUGGUGCGUAUUGUAACGGCGCGGUGAUAACGGUGGACGGAGGUAGACUUGGAAACUUCCCUACCACAUGGCAUGCUUAG